AAUAGAAAAACUGAAGCGUUUCGUAUAUAAUAUAUAUGGAAAACAACAAAAAAAUCUUGGAACGUAAAGAAUAAAUACAGCGCGAUUUACAACACAAGAACAACAAAAACAAUAACAAGAACAUCUUUGAGGAACCAUGACAAACAUGGCUGAGGCGCGCAUCAAGCGCGAGUUUAAAGAGGCACUCAGCGGUGAAGAGUUCCGCCAGUGCCUGAUCAAAAUGGAGCUCGUCAAUGAUAGCUGGACAGAGCUGCGCGGCGAGAUAACUGGGCCGCGCGGCACGCCGUAUGAGGGCGGUAAAUUUGUGCUUGAAAUCAAGGUGCCAGAUAAAUAUCCAUUCAGUCCACCAGAAGUUCGCUUUAUGACACGCAUCUGGCAUCCGAACAUCUCAUCGGUGACUGGGGCCAUACGCAUGGACAUCCUGAAGGAUCAUUGGGCCGCAGCCAUGACACUGAGCACUGUUUUGUUAUCGCUACAGGGUAUGCUGACCGCUGCCGAGCCAGACGAUUGGCAGGACUUUGUGGUUGCCUAUCAGUUCAAAAAGCGGCACGAUCUAUUUUUACUAACGGCCAAGCAUUGGACUAGCGCGUAUGCGGGCGGAUCCCGUACGUUUCCCGAUUUGGAUCUGAAGAUUGAGCGUCUCAAGGAUAUGGGCAUCGAUGAGCAUAAGGCGCGCGCGGUGCUCUCUAAAGAGAAUUGGGAUCUGGAGAGGGCUGCCGAUUGUCUAUUUAUUUAGGUGUGCGGAACUGGGGUUCACAAAAUCAACAACAGCACCAAUGCCAACAACAAUAACAACAACAUCAGCAACAUAUUCAAAAUCAACGAGCGAUUAUAAGCAACAACAAUAACAACAACAACAAUAUCAACUACAAUCACAUCAACACCAACACCAACAACAACAGAAACGAAAAUAACAGCCCAAAAUUCUAGUACAGUUUCUUACAGCUGCCGCAGCAGUCAGAUUUUCCAACAUGCAAAGUGUAAUCCAUGGACCUGGUCCAACAAUUUGCAACGCCCAAAUUUGUAUUACGUAGUAUUUUUGUCGGUUUCCAACAUUUCGAAAUUUAUUUACUGUGUAAUUCAAGUUUAGUGCUCGACAUUCGGACCCCUUCUGGCUCGCCCGUUAUUUCGAAUACCCAGGAAUUCACCAGGACUCACGUUCUCAUGUGUCACUGUGCUCUUGGCGAAUUCUUAGGCAUUCGAAAUAAAUAUGGGAGACGGAAUCGGUCGGUUUGUUCUGUUAUUUUUGAGUGCAUUGUACAUUGCAGUUGAUUUAGGUAUACGAGUAUGUUAUGUAACAGAUCCCAGGGUUUGCGCAUACGCAUUUAUUGUUUUGCUAAAUAUCAAUAUUACUUGCACUUUAAUAAUCAUAAAACAAUGAAAUACUAAUAGUAUUUUGCCUGAAU
This is a messenger RNA of Drosophila novamexicana, 1406 nucleotides long. Its product is annotated as ubiquitin-conjugating enzyme E2-22 kDa-like. Gene Ontology annotation, biological process: proteasome-mediated ubiquitin-dependent protein catabolic process; protein polyubiquitination. Gene Ontology annotation, molecular function: ubiquitin conjugating enzyme activity; protein binding. NCBI's taxonomy places the organism in Eukaryota, Metazoa, Arthropoda, Insecta, Diptera, Drosophilidae. Bases 137 to 736 code for a protein of 199 amino acids. The transcript has a single exon. The record is from RefSeq and is a predicted model, not a curated record. Gene Ontology annotation, cellular component: nucleus.